[Candida] anglica is the source of this 846-nucleotide messenger RNA. The record is from the annotation of a GenBank genome assembly. Lineage: Eukaryota; Fungi; Ascomycota; Pichiomycetes; Serinales; Debaryomycetaceae.
AUGUCAUUAAAUCCGAUUUUCAAAUCUGAAACAUUGAGAAGAAACAUCUAUGAUUGGGCAUUGGCUCUCGGUCUCUUCGUUUACUUUUUCCUUGUGGCAGAACAUGCGAAACCAUUUAAUAGACAGUUUUCAUUGUCUGAUCCAACUAUUCAACAUCCCUUUGCAGACAAUGAAAGAGUUUCUGGCAUUGAAUGUUUACUUCUUGCAUCAGUUAUCCCAUUGACAAUAAUUGGUGUAUGUUCUUCAUAUUUGAAAGCGAAGCAUCAAAAAUCUCAAGCUGAACAUUUCCAUUUACUUCAAAUAACAAUUCUUGGGUUGUUACUUGCUUUAAGCAUUGAUGGAGUAAUUACUGAUAUAUUUAAAAAUUGGAUUGCUAGACCAAGACCAGAUUUUUUGGCUAGAUGUGGACCUAAAAAGGGAACUCCAUUGAAUACAUUGGUGGGAAUUGAAGUUUGUACUGCCCCAUUGGGUGAACGUCUUUUAAUUGAUGGUAUGAGAUCAACACCAUCUGGUCAUGCUUCAAUUUCAUUUUCUGGGUUAUUAUAUGUAACUCUUUGGCUCUGUGGACAAUUUAAAGUUGUGCAAGUGAAAGCCCCAGUUUAUAAAUUACUUCUCUGUAUCCUUCCUGUACUCUGUGCAUUCUAUAUUUCACUUAGUAGAACCCAGGAUUAUAGACAUCAUUUCAGUGACAUCGUAUUAGGUGGAAGUUUAGGAAGUGUGAUUGCUGUUGGUAUUUACCACAAAUUUUUCCCAAGAAUUUUCUCAAACAAUUCUGAUAAACCAUUAUUAUCUGAAGAAAUUGAAACAGUUUUACCCGUAUAUAAUAGUGUUUCACAACUGUCUUAG